Magallana angulata is the source of this 3864-nucleotide messenger RNA. RefSeq lists its product as uncharacterized. Lineage: Eukaryota; Metazoa; Mollusca; Bivalvia; Ostreida; Ostreidae. The record is from RefSeq and is a predicted model, not a curated record. The transcript is spliced from 9 exons. Bases 303 to 2336 code for a protein of 677 amino acids. Gene Ontology annotation, molecular function: cysteine-type endopeptidase activity. Gene Ontology annotation, biological process: proteolysis.
AAACAAUACCUAAGGCAGCUGUCAAUGUUCAAAUAUAAUAACAUUUAUUGUUUACUGCUUACACUAAAGGUUUCCUGAUAGUGUAUUGAUAUCAUAGUUCAGUACUGCCUGCAUAAUUUCAUGUAGAUCAUAUGUCAUGACAUAAUCAAUAGAAAUAGAUUUAUAUACAUGUCUAGAUGGGUUUUUUUAAUUUAAUGACAAUGAAACUGAAAGUAUGCAUCAUAGAUGACAAGAAAAUAUUAAAACUAUUAUGCUAAAAUUGCUCUAGUGUUUAUUAAUAUCAUCUGUAUCCUCAAAAAACAAUGUUUGCAGGAUUACUAUACGUAGAAAAUAGAACUUGUACUCUGUUAAGUGAAGAAAUAGUUGCACACCUUGGCAAGGAUAAAGUUAUCACUCAUGGGAUUGAGGAGAAAAACACAACAGCAGAUAAACUUACUCAUACCGGCAAACUUAUCGUAAAACGCAUUGGCAAUGCAGAUUCCUUUAUAGUAAUUGUUGAUGAUGUCCACUGGAAAACUUUCUGGAAUGAAACAUCAAACAAGAUUCCUAAUAAACUUGAAGAACUUUUAGAUGAAGAUGAUGAUGAAAAUGAUGAUACUGCAAAUAAAAGCCACAAUUUCAUCCUGGUUGUUGGAAUUAAUACCAACAAAAAUGAAGAAAUUAAAGAAAAGGAAUUCAGUAAAUACCUUGGUAGUCAGAGUAUAUCAUCAAAAGUCUGUCAUAUGCUGAAGUCACUUGAAGACCACACACCUAACACAGUUAACAGAUUAGCCAAAGAAAUUGUUGAGAAGUUUACCAAUCAACUGUGUCCCGAAGAGCCUUGUUUGGACACGAUUGAUAAUGGUACACCAAACUCCACACCAGUGCAGACUCCAGUAGUUAGCAUUGAGCCAAAAUGGACACAUCCUGUGAGUACAGAAGAGGAGAAAAACAACAUGGCUACUGAAAGCCACUCUGGAAAUUCCAAAGCUGAUGAAGGAAAUACAUCAGAUACCCAAGAGCCAGAUUUCACUGUUCCUUCCACAUCAAGUGAAGACGAAGACCAAGAAGACAUUAAUUGCUACAACCUCAAGACUCCUGGUCUCUGCCUGUAUAUUGUUGAACUUGAAUUUGAUCCAGAGGAUGAAAAUGUUCAACUGGAGAAGAGACAUGCCUCAAUUGCAGAGUUUGGAAAAAUCAAAGAUGCUUUUGAGAGGCUAGGUUGUUUCGUUAAGAAAAAGACGAACCCAACAAAACAAGAAGCUCUGGAAUUUUUACAAAAAGGGAAAGAAUGGUGUGAGAAGCUGAAGCCCAGUUUUUUGGUGCUGAUAAUAAGUACUCAUGGGCAAGAAGUACCAGAUAUCACUAAAGAAAAGAACAGUGCUCCGGUUAAACCAUCAGAGGGCAUUGGUAAAACAAGAUCAAAGAAAGAAAUGGUGCAUCAACUGUUCUUCCACGAUGGACAGACGCUGUUGACCAAGGACAUCAUUCAGAUGUUUGGGCGCCGUAGCUGCCCUGCUCUCACCGAAAAACCUUGCACAUUUUUCAUUCAGGCAUGCAGAAGUCGUUUUGGGGUGGAAAAUCAUGUCAAUUAUGAUGAAGGAGUGAUUCUUUCUGUCAACUCAACUGAAAAUAUGACGAAAGAGAGACAGUCAGAAACAGAUUCUGAAGAUGCCUCAAAGGGGGAUCCACUCAAAGACACUUCAGAUGCUAAACGGAGUAUUAUCAAGCGUUCAAAGGAAGAUGAAGAAGAAAGAGUCCGUGAGAUCACAGCUCGGUACAAAAUAGAUCAAUUCGGUGAAUAUAUGACAUGGUUUAGAAACACCAAUGCUCCAUCACUGGCAUCUGAAGAUGAUUCUGAAGCGGUCCAAAAACUGAGGGUAGCAUUAAACUGUGAUGUCUUAAAACCCCAGGAAACUGAGGAAAUAAUGGUUUUGUGUAAAGGAUAUGAAAAGUACACCUUGGAUUUCUUUUACCCAGAGCCUUCAAUAAGCGAUCCUGCACCAUGCACCAAUGAUUCACUCGUCAUGUUUGCUUCUGCACCAGGAAAAGAGGCUUACAACAGAGAAAGGCAAGGAGGAUGGCUGAUCACAAACCUAGUGGCACAGAUAAAGGAAACGUUGGACCAAAAACCAGAGAAGGUUGACCUACUAGCAGAGUUGACAAAGGUGUCGGGAAGAAUUGCAUUCAACUAUGAGACUGAGACAGGCUCUUUGACGGACAGUGGCCAUAAGUCAGUGCCCAGUCUCUAUCAUAAACUCAGUAAAGACAUCAUAAUCUGGCCAGAGGAGAUGGAGAAGACAAUGCAGUUGUUAGUUGAGAAAGAGGGCUCCGAAUGGGAGAAAUUUUCCUUUUAGGAUCCUUAAGUAGGAUUAACAGGUGAUGAUAGGAGUCUUUAGCAUCUAGUGUGGGGUAACAGAAUCAAAAUGGACAAUUAAUCUGAUCCUUUGAGAUCGUUUUACAUAUUGAAGAAUUAUUAGUGAUUUAUAAAAGUUAUGUACUCACCAGCAACUUUUAACAAUAAAAGGAGUUUGUUUGAUUUAUGUAAGCAUAUAAUUUUUGAAACAUGUUUUAUAAUGAAUACUAAUCAAACUGACUGUUUAUCAUUUGAUAUUAAUAUACAAUUCUGAUUUUAUAUGCUACCUCUUUUUCUUAACUUUUAAUAUCAUGCAUCCUGUUUUACCCUGCUUGUACAUGUCAUUGCACAUAUAUAUCUUAAAUUAUUUAGAAGAAUUUCGGCUAUUAAAUUAAUAUGGUUGGUGUUUUGGAAAUACAAAAAUUUAAGUCUGAAUGAACAAUUUUUACAUCAAUUAUAUUUGAAUAUUGUUAAUUUACUCCUCUGAUUGCUCAAAUGAACAUAUCUGUAUGUAAUGAUUUUUUUUACUCUUGGUGAAUGACAUCAAUGCAUAUGUGCUAAUACCCAAUCGUUUUCCUAAAUUGUUUGUUGAAAUUACUGUUUGGUAAAAUGAAACAUUUUGUAAUGGAUUGUUUUACUCUUGAUGAAAGACAUCAAUGCAUAUGUGCUAAUAUCCAAUCAUUUUCCUAAAUAUACGUAGCUAGUGGAAAUUAUUGGUUGGUGCAAUGCAACAUUUGGUAACAGACUGUUUAUUUGGCUUCAGAAUCUCAAAACAUAAAUGCUACCACAUUGACUGGUACAUUCCAUAUCCAGAUUUUCCAACAGCUUUUUAUGUUAAGUUUUAAAACAUUAGUUAUAAAUGCUCAUCACUCUGAAGCCCUGUAUACUGUGAUAACAGAAAGUGUUUAAUGUUGCAAGCUAAUAUAUUGUAUGUAUGGAGAAACUGUGAUCUUUAUUUUUUACUUAUCAAGUAUACAUAUGAUAGUCUGAUAGUUUUUAACUAUGAAAAUACCAUCUUGUUUUCUUUGAAAAAGUAUAACUUUUUCAUGGUAUAAACUAAGCAUUUGGCAAUGGUUCAUUCCAACUUGAAAUCAUUAUUGCUCAAUGCGUGAAUUAGAUAGGAGUUUGGUCAGUAGGGUCUAAGCUAGAUUAGAAUUAACUUUCUCCUUCAAUAACAUACGUGUAUGUAUGCAUGUACAUGUUCCUAGUCAAAGACAAUGUUAUAGUUAGGAUCCAAUGUUAACCAAAGAUUUGUACAGAAACUGUAGCAUCUUUUGUUUGAAAUUCUCAGCUAUGAUCUCAUGGUUUUAUUGUAUCAGUUCUUUGAUCUUGAUUUUCUGUAUGACAGAGCAAAACAUGACUUUAUCUGCAUUAUUGUGUUUUGAAUUAUUUUUACCUCAGUCUAUAUCUCUCAGUGAUGUUAUUCACUUCUAUAUAUGAUUAUGUUAUUGAUUUUCUUGUUGCCUUUCUUUCAUAGGAUUUAAAGUGAUUUGAUUUACUGAAUUGUAUCAUUAAAACUCAUUAAAGAA